This is a messenger RNA of Condylura cristata (star-nosed mole), 968 nucleotides long. It is a transcript of the gene SFR1, whose product is annotated as SWI5-dependent recombination repair 1. The record is from RefSeq and is a predicted model, not a curated record. Gene Ontology annotation, biological process: double-strand break repair via homologous recombination; positive regulation of DNA-templated transcription. Lineage: Eukaryota; Metazoa; Chordata; Mammalia; Eulipotyphla; Talpidae. Bases 92 to 790 code for a protein of 232 amino acids. Gene Ontology annotation, cellular component: Swi5-Sfr1 complex. The transcript is spliced from 4 exons.
UGUCUCUUCCGCCUUCUCUGUGGCACCGCGCGCGGUGUUUUCGCUCUGGGAUGCUGAGGGAGGAGAGGCAAACCAAGAUUCCAUUUUCAAGAUGGAAAGUCCAUCAGACUCAGCUGUGAUUUUACCAAGCACGCCACAGGCCAGUGCCAGGUCACCAUCUCCCCAUGCAAGUAGUUCAAGAAAACAACCUAUGAGUGCAACACUAAAAGAACGAUUAAGGAAAACAAGAUCUUCAUUUAAUUCCUGUUACAGUGUGGUUAAACGUCUUAAAGUAGAGGAUGAAGAGAAUGAUCAGACCUUUUCAGAAAAGCAAACAUCUUCAACAAAAGAAAACCACUUGGAAUUUUCAGAAAAUUUUAAACAUAUGGACAGUGAACUUGAAGAAAGUACAUAUUUAAAAAAUACUUUGAAGGAUAUUAAUGCAUAUGAGUCUAAAUCACUUGGUACUGGGUCAUGCAGUGAUCUCCAAACUGAUUUGGUGAAUGAGAAUAUUCCCAAACAAGGAUUAAAUGAAGAAAAGGUAAAAUUGAUGAAACAGAUUCAGGAGAAAGAAGACCUCCUUCGGAGACUGAAGUUAGUCAAAAUGUAUAGAUCAAAGAAUGACCUAUCUCAGUUGCAGUCCUUAAUAAAGAAGUGGAGACGCUGUAGCCAGCUGUUGCUUUAUGAACUGCAGUCUGCUCUCUCUGAGGAGAACAAGAAGCUAAGUCUUACUGAAUUGAUAGAUUUUUAUGGGUUAGAUGAUAAGCUGCUACACUAUAAUAGAAACGAAGAGGAAUUUAUAGACGUUUGAUUCAUUUUUUUCACCAGAAUGUCUUUGCUGAUGGCUUAAUCUAAGGGUGCUUAUACAUUUAAGCACCAAUACAUUUAAAACCAAUUAAGACUAAGAAUAAAAUAGAUCUGGAGCACAUUCUGACUUAUAAUCUUGUUCAUUCGUCAAUAAAAACAAUUCAUGAUAUUUGAUACAUUUA